Messenger RNA from Raphanus sativus (radish), 1140 nucleotides. RefSeq lists its product as uncharacterized. The transcript has 5 exons. NCBI's taxonomy places the organism in Eukaryota, Viridiplantae, Streptophyta, Magnoliopsida, Brassicales, Brassicaceae. Bases 241 to 969 code for a protein of 242 amino acids. The record is from RefSeq and is a predicted model, not a curated record.
GUUCAUAAAGGGAAGUAAUUAAAACAAAAAGCCUUUGUGAGGCAGUGCACACCACGCGCUCAUACUUUUCUCUCUCAAAAGUCACGAUUUCUAAGGCUUCUCUGGUCACCGGCAUUCAACGUCAGACUGUGAGACUGCCUCCCACCCCUCCUCUUCUUUCGGAUUCUGAGCAUAACAACGGAUUGGUAGAUCUUUGGUGACCGGAGGUGUCGUUUCUCUUCUCCGUAUCCGAGUUGCACCAUGGAUGUCAACUACCCAAAGUUCUAUUCGCUCAAGCCUAGGUACAUAUCUGGUCCUGAAGUCACUGAUGCCAUUGGAAAAGAGGAUUCUGACAUACCGGCUUCAGCUCAUCCAACUCACGUUCCGGCAUUGUGUUCCGAACGAUUGAGUUGGAUGAAAGCCAAUGAUGUGAAUCAUUCAGAGCCGUAUCAGUUGAUACGUAAUAGAAAGUUCGAGUAUCUCUCAUUUCUUCUGGAUACGAAACUGUCAAAACUAGACAAGUACCAGAAGGAUUUUGAUGAUGGGACCAACCGUGUAGCUUACUAUGCUCUUCCUUUCUUCUCGUGCUCAUCGCUGAACCAGCUAAUUAGCCUGAUGCGCCGGAUGAUCACCGUUGCUAGAUGGGCGGAAAUAGCGAGAUGCACUAGCCCUCAGGUGCUUGGUUGGGUUGUGACAGUUUCUAAGAAUCUGAUGCCGAGGUUUGAUGCGUUAUUCAUCCGCCUUCCAUCGCAAGAGGAUGAACCGGAACACUGGUGUCGAGUCUCUUCCGAACUAUACCUUGCAGCUCAGCAAGUGUUGGGAUUACUCCAACAAAUGAAGGAAGCAAGAGUGAAGCUUGCACGCAUUCAUGUAAGUCUUGGGAUUGUGCCUAGUGAUGAGGACAAGUUCAUGAUGAGGGAACUCAAAGCUGAGAUUGAAUUCUGGAGGCCUAUUGAAAGGGAGGCACUAAAGUGGAUUGGGGAGUGUUAGAAGCUUUAAAACAUAACAAGGAGAAUUAGAUUAUUGCUAUAUUCAAUGCUUUUCGCUAGUAUUUAAAACAUAACAAGGAGAAUUAGAUUAUUGCAAUAUUCAAUGCUUUUCGCUAGUAUUUUUACCGUGUUAUCAUUUGUUUUUUUUAUAUAAGUAAAGUAAGUUAGUAUA